CGACCGUGACAACGAUGACGACUUUUUGAUGGAGACCAAGUUGGCCUAGUGAGAAAUUCAGGGUUCCGUCUUCAGGUGUUUAGACUCAACUGUUGCUGCGGGUACUCUGCGGUGUAGAGAGAGGAAGGGAUCCCGCAUUCAAGUUGCCUUGUUCCCGCUUUGAGGCAAGUUGCCCUUGCUGUCUGAUGAGGCAGGGAGAAGUAGGACUCUCUUGGCCCCAAUGAGUGUGGUGUCCUGCUCCAGGGAUGUCCCGGAGCUACUUUCCAGGUCUCUGAAUGCUCUAAUCUCCCUCCAGGCUGACAGUACAUGCUCCCCAGGUUUUCUCAUUUACCCCUCAGGACAGCUCCGUAAGGAUGGUAUGGUCAGUCCCAUUUCACAGAUGACUAACUCAGGCUCACAGACUCUAAGUCACCUCCCCAGAAACAAGGUCCUGCUAUGUUGCCCAGGCUUGUCUUGAAUUCCUGGCCUCAAGAGAUCCUCCCGCUCCGCGGCAUCCCAAAGCAGUGGGAUUACAGGCAUGAACCACCUCACCUGGCCUCCUUUAAUCUUAACUUCUAUCCAAGCCCUACUCACAGAGGACUCUGUGUUGAAUCAAGAUGCUUCAUGCAACAGCCCCACUGAGCUACCAGCAGAUGCUAGCACCAUUCGUCAUCCAUGAUAAGCCUCCAAUGCAAUCACUUAAGUUAAGAAAUUGAGAGAAUGUUGAUAUAAACUGCUUCCUGAGCCAUAUGGAAACCUGUAUCUUCUGCAGGUUGCUGGACGGAGUUUCGCUCUUGCUACCCAGGCUGGAGUGCAAUGGCGCGAUCUCAGCUCACCACAACCUGUGCCUCCUGGGUUCAGGCAAUUCUCCUGCCUCAGCCUCCUGAGUAGCUGGGAUUACAGGCACACACCACCAUGCCCAGUGUGAUAUGGGUGAAGGAGUUUCUGAUUGAGCCUUGGGAAGAACAAAUAGUACAGAAAAACAAAGAAAAAUAAUGUAUCAGCUGGACAGAAGAUGGGAGUCAUCGGAUUUAUACCCCAGUUACUCAACCCAUCAACUGACUGGUUUUUGGGUUCUGGAUGCAACACGUUUGAAACACCCAAGAAUGUCAAUAAUCUUCCGUCUACAAAAUAUCAAACUCAAGAAAUAUCAGUCUGAAAUCCAGAAAACAGGCCCGGCAUUGCCUCUACACAACCCUGUGGGCCUGGCUCAGGAGGGGGACAGGGCCAGCACGAUGAGCACCCCAGGCAGCCCCGACCAGGCCUAUGAUUUCCUGCUCAAGUUCCUGCUGGUGGGUGACAGCGACGUGGGCAAGAGCGAGAUCCUGGAGAGCCUGCAGGAUGGUGCGGUCGAGUCCCCGUACAGCUACCUGGGGGGGAUCGACUACAAGACGACCACCAUCCUGCUGGAUGGCCAGCGGGUGAAGCUGAAGCUCUGGGAUACGUCGGGGCAGGGAAGAUUUUGUACCAUAUUCCGCUCCUAUUCUCGUGGUGCCCAAGGAGUGAUCCUGGUGUACGACAUUGCAAACCGCUGGUCUUUCGAGGGUAUGGAUCGGUGGAUUAAGAAGAUCGAUGAGCAUGCCCCUGGUGUCCCUAAAAUCCUGGUGGGGAAUCGCCUACAUCUGGCAUUCAAGAGGCAGGUGCCCAGGGAGCAGGCCCAGGCCUACGCCGAGCGCCUGGGUGUGACCUUCUUUGAGGUCAGCCCCCUGUGCAAUUUCAACAUCAUAGAGUCUUUCACGGAGCUGGCCAGGAUUGUGCUGCUGCGGCACAGGAUGAAUUGGCUCAGGAGGCCGAGCAAGGUACUGAGCUUGCAAGACCUCUGCUGCCGCGCCAUCGUGUCUUACACACCUGUACACCUGGUGGACAAGCUCCCGCUCCCCAUUGCUUUAAGAAGCCACCUCAAGUCCUUCUCCAUGGCCAAGGGCCUGAAUGCCAGGAUGAUGCAAGGUCUCUCCUACUCCCUUACGGCCAGCUCCACUCACAAUAGGAGCAGCCCCUGCCAAGGGGAGUUCUUCUGCUCACCCCAGAGCCUACCCAAAAACUGCACCAGAAACAGCUGCAAAAUUUCUUAAGGAAGGCAGCAAAAAGAAGGAAGCUGGAAUCUCUCCAGGAAAAGCUCUGAAUGGUUACACCUGGAAGAUGGGAAGACAUAUUCUAGAUUUGAGAAAUACGUUUUCAGUUUCUCAUGGGAGCCAUGCUGCUUGGCAAUGUGUGUGAUGCCUUCUGUCAAUAACAGCACCUUAUGCAGUUUUAUUUUCUAUGUGGAUGUGCAUGAAGCUCUUGUUUUAGACAUGUGUUUCUAAAGGGAAAAUUAGUUCUCUGCUCAACUCUUGAUAACAUGAAAUUUUGAAUGUUACUUAUAAUCACACUGCAACGUUUCCCUUAAAAUAACCGCUUUUGUAAGAAUGGUGAUAUGGCAAUGAUGAGUAUAAAUUCAAGGGAAUUGAGAAGCAAUGAUAGUGAGAUAAUUUAGAGUCAUCGAUAUUACAAGAGGGGCCUUUUUGUAAACCUGCUUUUUAAUGUCAAAGCACGAAUUUAUAAAACACUGCAGACGCACAUAGAGAUUAUACAUAACAGAUCUGUCCAGUUUGUGCAUGAAAUAGAUUUGAUAAAGUUUUUAUAAAACACUACAGAUGCACAUAUAUAUGAGAUUAUAUAUAACAGAUUUGUCCACUUUGUGCAUGAAAUAGAUUUGAUAAAGUUUUGCUAUGUUAUUUUACUACAUUUAGGGAUUAAUAAGUGAUUUAUAUGUAUGUUUUUCUGUAAAUCUAUUUUUUUUGUACAAGAUGUUCUACAAGCUAUGAAGCUAAGGAAAGAAUACACCAAAGAUAUCUCUAGUUAUGUUGAAUGUAGGCAACGUGGUUUCAGUGGAUCAGUAAGAAAAAAGCCAUUUCAGUAAGGAAUGAAAUAAGUACCUAUUUAAGAAAAUGUUUCUUAACAGUAAAAAAGGAUAUAUAUUUCUCUUCUGGUAAAAUCAAGAGAAAAAGAAUGAAAAAUAUGCAUCAUGUAACCCCACAAGAUGAGGCUUUGCAGAAAAACAAUGCAAUACAACACGGUGGCAGAGGGGAGAUGCGGGGCAGGCCCAUUAUAAGGCAUUAGGUGAGUCAUUUCCGUGGUGCUGGCCAGUUUGGGUUAAUACCUCUCAGACUGAUACAGAGGUUAAUGAGAUCUCAUCUGGGAAAGCACUUCUGAGACCUUAGAUGGGAAGGAAGGGAAAGUGAUUUCCAUGUAAUUACUUUUCAGUUUACACUGUGGAUUAUUAUAAUAAUCAAUAUUGGAUGAACUGAGUAAAUAUAAGUCCUUGUA
This is a messenger RNA of Callithrix jacchus (white-tufted-ear marmoset), 3285 nucleotides long. NCBI's taxonomy places the organism in Eukaryota, Metazoa, Chordata, Mammalia, Primates, Cebidae. The record is from RefSeq and is a predicted model, not a curated record.